AGUAAGGUUGGUGGGGGACGAGAGGCAGAUGUGAGAUAGCUCCUGUGAACGUUGAACCCCCAUGAGUGUAUAUACUAGUUCAUGAAAACAAAAUCAUACAUGGGGGAUUUUAAAUACAACAACGCUUCGUCCGUAAGUUCCAUAAGUACGGAAACUUACGUAAUUAACACGUCGACUCCGAGCGUGUUUUACUCCAGUGCAACAGACGGGGGCAGCAACUCCACAAGCAAAAUGCAAGAUGACUGCCUCGUUGAGCAGGGUGGAGGCGUCAAGCCGCAGGGGAUGGCUACUGCCGGGGUCGACGGUACUGAUGACCAGCAACAACAACAGCAACACAUAAAUAACGACGAUGAUACCAAAACAGGUGUAAAGGGGGAGUCUUCAGGGCCUCCGGUGGGGAGCAACGCGCCCGGCACCGUCCCUGGCCCUUUAGGGUCAGGUAGUACCCCUGGACCUUCUGUACUAGGUCCUCCAGGUUCAGGAGGAGUACCUACGGCAGCUGCGGCUGCCGCAGCCGCCGCUGCAGCGGCAGCAGCAGCUGCUGCAGCUGGUGGAGGUGGGCCGGGCUCAGGAGUGGUGGGUGGACCAGGGGGUGGAGGAGGCCUGGUGGAGCCUACAGCCCUACCAGCCUCCUUGGCCUCCUCUGUAGCUUCCCUGUGGUCACCUCCGUCCGUCGAUGACACACUUUUACAUUCUGGUAUGCCAACAAUCAACGGCUCAUUGGCAUUUCAUGGCCUAGGACCGAGCAACCCGGGAGGGCCAGGCUCUGGUGGUCCAUCGCACCUGUUCAGUGCCAAUCUGGGGCCACAGUUGGGACUAGGACCGACAGGGCCCCAAAACCCUCAGCAGCGUAGGAACAUGCAGCAGGCAGCACCCAACUUUCCAGGGCAGGCAAGACCCCCAUCCUUAGGGCCUGCCCCAGGUCCCCAGGCCCCUUUUCUGGCCAAUAAGUACUCUUCAUCGUGGUCGUCAGGACUUGGUUCACAGGGUAAUGCAUGGUCUCCAGGACCAUCGCCCCAGGGUAAUUCUGCUGGGGGUCCAGGAAGUGGGCCAGGUAAUGCCCCUGGGGCACCAUCACUACCUGGAAUCAGCUCGUGGUCUGCACGAGGCAGGGGUGGCAUGGGAGGCAUGAAUCCUCUUAGCCACAACCUGGGUGGUAUGUCCUCUGUCCCACGAAAAAGCUCUAACCUCCCCAACGCUUCCUCCAUGGUGAUGAACAAGUUUCGACGUUCUACAAGCUACCCCGGGAAAGGACCAUUCCCACACCCUCCUUCCUUCGAGAUUACUGGUGUUGAUGAUGGCGCCUUCCCCCGCGACCUGCUACAGUUCCCGGUGAGUCUGGGGACCAGUUAUGUGCAGUAGUGGUGAGUGUAAUUUUCAUAUUUGUCUUUUUGCUUGUUUUGUGGUGUUUAUAUUUGUGUUUUUAAUAGCCUGGGAAACCACAGGCUAAGGUCUGUUGUUUUCCCUCAGCUCAUUUUUACCUAAGGUAUACUGCCACCUCCCUAGUAUGUCAUCCACAACUAUUGGCUAAUUCCCAGGUCCCUGUUUAUAGCCAGGUGAAUAGGGGCAGCAGGUGUAAGGUGUGUUGCCCAAUGUUUCCUCCCCCCAUCCUGUAUCAACUCCCUAUCCCCCCUUUCCCCAACACUGAACGCUGGGGUUAGUUGUGCCUAGGGACGGGGGGCCUUUUCUCUUGGAGGGGUGUCACUCUCCCCACAGGGUGCUUACCUUAUUAAGAAACCACCAUCCCUUUUGGCAUAAAUGGUGGGGAUAUUUCCCGUUUUGUUUAAAUUUGUUGCUACUGCCACUGUAUCCAACGUACUAUGCAAAUGGUGACUGUGUCUUGACAUACUGGUAUGCACAUUUUUGUUCUUAGCCUCAAAUUUGCAAUGCGCUUCCGUUUUAGGUCUCAACUGUGAAUCGCUAGCUACCACGUGCCCCCUAGGAAAAAAUCCAGGCCACAUGGGUAUGUGGAGGGCAUUGCGAGUAAUCAGCUAUUAAAAAUAGGCUCACUAUGGCUGGCCGACACGCCAACCUUUUUUUUUUCCCCUUUUUCUUUAAAGGGAAAUCCAGGAACUACUGUUUUAUCCUGGCACCAGUGAUAUUAAGGAAGGUGACAGUGAAUCGUUAUUUUCUGUUUUGAAGGGGACAUCAAUGAUAAUACGACCAGGAAUAAGAGAAGUGCCAGUUCAACCCAAGAUAUAGCAGAUCUUCCACCUCUGUUCUUGCCACACGAAGUAGACGCUGACGGCUCUUUACCCUGAAUUGGAUAGUGAUUGGAAUGAUUUGGGCGAUGACAUUAGAGAGGAAUAUAAGUACAGGAGGGAGAGUAGUGAAUCAAGUGAUGCAAAGUAUUCUCCCUUGUAACAAACACUGGUACGGCGUCGCACUUGGUCUGGCUCUCACUCCUCUGCUGUUUCACUGUUCUGUGGUGAGACAUCUAGGCUGCAGGAGAUAGUGAUAGUGGCUACGUUAUUGACUGUUUUUCAUUGAUAUCAGAAAACGACAUGCAGCGCCAACACCGGCUGUGACAGCAGUCCUGACAACACCAACACCAGCUGUGACAAUAAUCCUGACAGUACCAACACCAGCUGUGACAAUCUUGAGAGCACCAUCACCAACUGUGACAGCAGUCCUGACGGCACCAACUGUGACAACAGUCCUGACAGCACAAUCACCAGCUGUGACAACAGUCCUGA
This is a messenger RNA of Cherax quadricarinatus, 2696 nucleotides long. NCBI's taxonomy places the organism in Eukaryota, Metazoa, Arthropoda, Malacostraca, Decapoda, Parastacidae. The record is from RefSeq and is a predicted model, not a curated record.